ACCAGGUAAGGAAAGAGUGACACAGAGGAUGGGCAGAUUGUGUGAGAAGGCAGAGAAAGAAAGAGAGAGCAAAAGAGUCUCAACAGAAGGAAGUUAACAAAAAAUAGAAGGAGAACAAAAGACACAUCAUACUGAAGAAUGGGACUUGUGCAAUACUUUCUGAUUGUCCUGAUGUUAUCUUCACAUUUGGUGCUCACCUCUCCUCUGACAAAGUGGACGUAUGAAAUCAAUGGCAAAACGUGUAACUUGUGCCCUGCAGGUGAGUUUCAGAAGUCUUGCACAGAGUGUCAGCCCUGUCCUGCUGGAACCUUCACAUCUGACUGGAACCGUGAAAACAACUGCCAUCGCUGCUUCGGAGACUGCAGACCAGAUUAUCAUCUGAAGGUGGUUCAUAACUGCACCAGCGUGUCCAAUACAAAGUGUGUCUGUGAGGCUGGUUUCAGAUGCACUCAGAAGGUCCAUUACACAGAUAACUGUGCAUCCUGUGACAAGAUCCAGGAAACAACCACAACUGGAGCAACAGUUGUGACCUCAGGAAAUGAUAAGCAAACGCCUUCCUCCAUUUCCAUUUCCUCAGGACAUAGCAGCACUUCUGCCAAACCCUGCCAGUUUCCCAAAUGUGAUCUUCAGACAGUCCCAUCAACACCCAGCGCAGACGUGACGAGCAGUCAGCUGGCAGCCAUCUUGUGUCCAGUGGUUGUUAUGGGAUGUGUGGCCCUUGUGAUCCUGUUCUGCAUCCGUCGCCCAGGAGAUGAAACAUGUCUCAAGCAAGCGUUUGCAGAGCUAUGUAAUGAGGGAAGGCAAGAUGCUUCUAACAAGUCAAAGGAGCCAAGUCAUCAGCUCCCCAGAGACUCAUUCAGUGCAAAGCAGCAGCCACCAUCCCCUUCUGCAGCUAAUCUGGGUCCAGUCCAUGUCCACAACCCAGGGACAGUCAUCAUCAGCUUGCUCAGCCAGUUUACAGGGCAAGUUGGUCCGACAGUUGAAGGUGGAAAGAUGGCUGAGAGAGUGGGAAGUGAAGAAGAAGAUGAAAGAGACUGUCCUGUUUGCUAUCCCGCAUCCUCUCCCAGUAUUCAUCUCUCUGAGGAGGAGAGGAGUGGAGAGAUUGACAGCAUUUUCUUCCCCUCACAGGAGCAGGGCAAGGACUGCCACAUGUCCAAAGAGGAAGAGCUAUGAUCCAAUGCAAAAUUCCCGGAGAAUUUUAAAACUGUGAAACUACAGAUGAGUGCAGAGCACCUUUCAUCUUCCUCUGGCAAACUGUGAAGGGAAUACAGUGCGUCACGUUGACAUUAUUUCCUGCAGGUUCUGGGAAAACUUGUGAUGUGUACACACCAGCAACUUUGAUUCUACGACGAACAGCUGGAAGAUGAAUUCUCUUUGAUGUUAUAAUUUAAGAAAUCCUGUAAAUACUUUUUGAUAAGCUCUGUCAUCUCUCUCUAAGGUUUAAUAU
This is a messenger RNA of Toxotes jaculatrix (banded archerfish), 1447 nucleotides long. Its product is annotated as tumor necrosis factor receptor superfamily member 5. The transcript has 11 exons. NCBI's taxonomy places the organism in Eukaryota, Metazoa, Chordata, Actinopteri, Toxotidae. Gene Ontology annotation, biological process: TRIF-dependent toll-like receptor signaling pathway; positive regulation of B cell proliferation; positive regulation of canonical NF-kappaB signal transduction. Bases 139 to 1173 code for a protein of 344 amino acids. The record is from RefSeq and is a predicted model, not a curated record. Gene Ontology annotation, cellular component: external side of plasma membrane; CD40 receptor complex. Gene Ontology annotation, molecular function: CD154 receptor binding; antigen binding.